AUGACUGCCUGCAUCGGCCGGAAUCAUGAUGUGUUCGCCUGGUCGACCCACCAGCUCCUUGAGAUCUCGCCGAGCAUCGCUCAGCACGAGCUUCAUAUCCGAUCAGAUUCUCAGCCCGUGAAGCAGCGGAAAAGGGACUUCAGCGCGGAGCAGAAUCUGAUCAUCCGGCCCACAGCUUCUUCCAAUUGGGAGAGGCACCACCACCGAACUCUACAUCACCCUCUCCUAAUUAGUAGAGGUUUCUUCGCCACCACUAGUUUCCUUCCACCUCUCCAUUUCGGAUUUGAAGAGUUAAGCUUCAUCACUAUCCAGCAGCCCCUCUCCUCUUCGGAUUUGAAGAGGAGAGUUCAUCCAUCCUUCAACAACCCCUUUAUCUUUAGAUUCGAAGAGAAGGUUUCAUUCUCCAUCGACGAGCAGCCAUCCACUUCGUCCACAGCCUUCGCCGACAGAUUGGCCAUCAGAGAAGCUCCAUCCAGCAGCCCCCUCUCCACUACGGAUUCAAAGAGAAUUUGGCUCUCUUUGGCACACUAUUGUUCUUGGAACUGGAGACCUUCGGACCUUUCCAAAGCGGCACAAGGUUUGUUCUUCCUUGGUGCAACUUAUAGAAGUUCGACCAUCAUUCCUAGAGGAGAAACUACAUGCUAUGUGGAACUACAUCCGAAGCUCAUGGGUGUGACUGGGAAGUACUUCGACGAAGAACUAUCAAGAAGGCUUUGGGAUUUAAGUGAGAAGAUGGUUAAAGUUAAUGAGUAAAGAACAUUUAAUUCAAGAGGAUAAAUAGCAUCUAUAAAGAUCCUUUAAGUUCAUGCAAUAAGAUGUAGACGAUAGAAGUAGUUUUCAGAGUCUCAAAUUAAAAUUUCUUUGUAUGCAAGUAAUUAUGCUUGUUAUAAAGUGUAUGGAUGAUAAUUUAUAUAUUUAUCUUGGUUGUUUAUUUAA
Zingiber officinale is the source of this 936-nucleotide messenger RNA. RefSeq lists its product as uncharacterized. Bases 1 to 753 code for a protein of 250 amino acids. The record is from RefSeq and is a predicted model, not a curated record. Lineage: Eukaryota; Viridiplantae; Streptophyta; Magnoliopsida; Zingiberales; Zingiberaceae. The transcript is spliced from 5 exons.